Messenger RNA from Xyrichtys novacula (pearly razorfish), 1745 nucleotides. NCBI's taxonomy places the organism in Eukaryota, Metazoa, Chordata, Actinopteri, Labriformes, Labridae. The record is from the annotation of a GenBank genome assembly.
UGAUUUUAUUUGACAACUGGAAAUCUUUUUUGCAUUAUUCUUUGUCUUUCUUUCGGCAAAAUGAAAUCCAUUCUUCUGACUGUCAUCAUCAUCUCCGUGGCUCUUGUUCAUCAGGGGCGAGGUGCCCCUCAUGCACAUUUACAGCCCUGCCAGGAGCCGGCCACCCCGGGAGCAUACAACACUUUUGCCAGACGACACAUCAUCACCGAAACCUUUGACAGGAACUCUCUGCAGGAGUGGGCAAGGUGUGCUUGAACAUUAAAUCCUUUUUACAACUUUCAAAUAUCCAUUGGCAUGUAUUCGCCACACUAGACAUGUCUUUUUCACGCAGUCUCUCACAGAGUAGUGAACCUUUUCUCACCUGAGGGAGUGGGUAAUGCUCCCACAUUCAUUCACUGUACAUUACAAAACUUUUUUGAUGUCUUGUUCUCCCUGACCUAACUGUUUUUGAUACUGCUGGAUUCAGUUUUUUAAUAAGGUCAAAAUCAUUUUUCAACAUUUUUUUCUGUAAAGUUUCAACUUUUUUCAAAUGAAUAAAGGCAGAAAUGAAUUGCAGAUUAAAGAGCAGGAUUAGGGCAACUAAAAACUGGAAUAUUUUAAUCACUUUUUUUUUCAGAAAAAAAAAUUAAUUCUGACUCUUCUAGCCAUGUCUGCACCACAGUAAAAUGAUCAAUAAAAUGGCUUAAACUCAUCUGUUAUAAGGGUUAAAUGUUAUUUUUGUCUAGAUGCUGAAACAGACUAGUAUAUUUGGCCCUAACUGAGUAAUAAAGCCCAAUAACGUCAGCUUACAACAGAGUUCUAAAAAGUGGGUUUUAAUAGUUAAUCUGAAUUAACUGAAACUUUGUUUUGACAACACAGAUACCUUCGGAACAAUAACCUCUGUGGCAGAGUUCCUACGCAGUCUUUCAUUGACGCUGAAGAAGCAGACGUGAGGAGGAUCUGUUCCUACUCCGGCCGGCGUGUGAACAACGCUCCUCAAGCUCAGGGUGACUUCUGCAUGAGUAAUGCAAUCAUGAGGUUGUAUGACGUUGAUUCUGACAAGCGUUGCAACAUUUGGCGUCUGGCAGCUGUUAAUCACUAUGUAAUUGUUCGAUGUGCUCAGGUCGAUGGUACCUGCCUGCCCAUUCACUUUGAGCGUUUCAGAAACCAAAAGCCAUCUAAAACUCCUUGCACUCCUCGCAGGAUUGGGUAGAAUUACGGCACAAUUCUUUCCCACUGUCAGGCUGAUGAUUUCCUGACAUCUAAAGCAUCCGCAAAGCUCUGCUUCAUCAAUGAUUCCUGUGAAAGUGUGAACAUGCUGAUAAGUCCUGUUAAGUGUUUUCCAAUAUGGUUUAACAGAAAAAGGUUAAUAUCACAUGACAAAUAUAGCUGUUACUGCUUUUUCACUAGUAGACAGUCACUUUGAAGCUCCUGUGAGGAAAUUUCUGUGUUGAUUUUGGUGCCCCCUGUGGACACAGUGGUCACCUUGAACUGUUUCUGAUUUAAUCUUGUCAUUGUAAACUUUUAUAAACUAUCAAAAACUCCUCAUAGGAUCUUUAAGUAGAAUGAAUGUAUUCUUGAUGACAUCUCUGUGUUUUGACUUUUGUAAUUUCAGCUAAAACAAAAUAAAACAAAAACAGAAAUGAACACAAAUUAUGUAAUCAUUAAUCAUCAUGCUUUCUAUGAGUUUAACUUUUUUGAUCAACUAUCUUGCAAUUCUGCUUUGUUUGCUUUGCACAUCAUUGAAUAAAUGACUCUAACCAGCA